AUGCCAAAUAAAUUUAAAUAUUUUUUAUUAAAUUUAAUUUAUUUAUUUUUAAUUUCUUUCCAAAUAAGUUUAAUUAAAUGUCAAAACCAAACAGAACAAUUAAAUAAUCAGACAAAUUCCUCUAAUAUUUUACCUUUUCAAUUAAAAAUUGGAUUACUCUUUGCUAAUUCAACAUCAGCAUUACGUUUAUUAUUUGGAUUUGCUCAGUCUGCACCAGCAAUUAAUUUAGCAAUUAAAAGGGCUCGAAAUGAGAGUUUAAUUGAUAAUAUUAAUUUUACAUUUUCAUGGCUAAAUUGUGAUUGUGACACGUCCUUGGCUGCUGGAUAUACAAAUAAAUUAUUUCUUGAUGAAAAUGUGGAUGCAAUUAUUGGUCCCCCAUGUGUUACAGGUAUCGAACAGAAAAAUAAUCGAAAAAUAUUUUUUUCCUAA
Molecule: messenger RNA, 429 nt
Organism: Meloidogyne enterolobii
Lineage: Eukaryota; Metazoa; Nematoda; Chromadorea; Rhabditida; Meloidogynidae
Source: the annotation of a GenBank genome assembly